UUAAAGAUGUGGGGAAGAGCAUCCUGCUUUUAUACCCUACUGACAGCAAAUACCUCGACCAACUCAUCGGACUGUGGCGCAUCUCUGGUGCAGGCGAGGACGGUAGAGACAGCGACGCCGUAUGGCAAGCGUCCUCUGGCUGUUCCAGGCGUCAAGCGCUGCGUUGAGACACCCGUACCUUUCCUUCUCAUGCGUUCCCCUGGUUUGGAGACCCACGAAGGGAGAGUCUGGCUUCCAAGCACUCCGAAUGACGGACAAAUCGACACCACCGGAGGCGAGAGAGAGAGCGACUUCCUGUACCACCGGCGACAUGCAGACUUGCCAAAACAUCAAAAGAACGAAGCAGAGUGAAUGGAGAGGUGAGGCUCGG
Messenger RNA from Schizophyllum commune H4-8, 370 nucleotides. RefSeq lists its product as uncharacterized. The record is from RefSeq and is a predicted model, not a curated record. The transcript has a single exon. Lineage: Eukaryota; Fungi; Basidiomycota; Agaricomycetes; Agaricales; Schizophyllaceae. Bases 7 to 351 code for a protein of 114 amino acids.